AUGAGAACCGUCCUUUCUUUUGCCAUGUUUGCACUUGCUGCGUCUGCCCCCACCCCAGAGGCUACGAAAAACAGCCCAGAGAGUUUACCAUCUUCUAUUUCAUCUUUGCACCUUGCCAACGAUGACAUUGUUAUAUACGGUGUCAACGGCGAGUACAAGGUCAUUAAAGAGACCGAAUUUCAGAAUCUGACCGCUGCCGGCAUUCUGACCUAUAAUGGCAACGAUCAAGUUAACACACCCGACCUCUCUAGUGUCUCGAAAGAACUGGAAGCCCGCGACUGCGAUGGGCGCAACAUCGAGUAUGAAAUCACCAACACUAAUGACUUUCUGGACUGGGAUGUCCAGGUCUCCCCCGUCAUUGGGGCACAGCAGGCACCCGUACUUAUUGCCAUCGCGCGGGGUUAUCAAGUGGCAGACGCGGUCUCUGUGGCGGAGACUGCGGGCAUCGAAGCUGAAGGCCUCUCUCUUAGCCUUAAGAUUGAGUACCAGACAACUUGGACUACUACUGAUACGACUACGAUCACUUAUACAGUUCCUACGGGACAAUACGGCGUCAUCGUUAGCCAGCCCUGGGUCCACCGCAUAUCCGGUACCGCCUACAGCUCGUGCGGCACUGGCGAGGCAACUCGAGAGAACUUUAUGGUUACGACCCAUACAAGCCAAACCUACGGGAACUUGAACUGGGUUAAGGGGGUCUUCCGCCUCUGUGCGAAUACAAACUAUCCUGUGCCUUAUUGCAACGGUCAGGGCUCUCAUUACUGA
Molecule: messenger RNA, 762 nt
Organism: Colletotrichum truncatum
Lineage: Eukaryota; Fungi; Ascomycota; Sordariomycetes; Glomerellales; Glomerellaceae
Source: RefSeq, a predicted model, not a curated record